AUGCAGAGCCCAAAAACCCUGAAAGAGAUACAACGUCUAGUCGGCAGGCUCACAGCCUUAUCCCGUUUCAUUCCGAAACUAGUUGAACACAUCAGGCCCAUCCUAAAGAACAUGAAGAAGGGCACCACCCAGCACUGGGACGAUGAUUGUGAAACAGCCUUCAAUGCUGUCAAACACAUUCUUACCAGCCCUCCAAUCAUGGCGCGACCGGUAGCUGGAUCCGACUUGCAAUUAUACAUCGCAGCGUCCAAUCACGCUGGAGUGGAGGAGCGGUACUCUCAAAUCGAGAAGGUAGCAUUGGCCUUGCUCACAGCUUCACGCCGACUUCGAUCGUAUUUCCAAAGUCAUCAGGUGGUUGUCCGCACUAAUCACCCGAUCGCCAAGAUCCUCCGAAAACUCGACUUGGCAGGGAGGAUGGUCUCCUGGUCAGUGGAACUUUCUGAGUUCGGACUCCGUUAUGAACUUCGGGGAUCCAUUAAGGGUCAGCACCUGGUAGAUUUUGCAGCCGAGCUGACACCCACACUUGACGGCUCAACACCAAGGUGGCUCCUCAACGUGGACGGAUCCUCGGACAAAAGUGGGGGAGGAGCUGGUAUUGUUCUGGAAGGACCUAAUGGUCUAAUCGUGGAGCAAGCCAUCACAUUCUGGUUCCCAGCUAGCAAUAACCAAGCAGAGUAUGAAGCUUUGAUCGCUGGUCUAGCCCUAGCCAAAGAACUCACGGUCGCUCGAUUAGAGUGCAGGAUGGAUUCACAACUGGUGGUCGGGCAUAUGAACGGAACGCAUCAGGUUAAGGAUAAUCAAUUGCUGCGCUACUUCCACAAAGCUAGCAUCCUCCUCCAGGACUUCGUCGAGGUUAGCAUUAUCCAUGUGCCCAGGGAGAAAAAUGCGAGACCAGAUCUCCUGUCUAAAUUAACUCACUCCAAGGAGAGAGCACAGUUGUCUUCAAUCAUCAAGAUGACGCUCGACCACCCAGUCGUGGAAGCUUUCGUCACCGAUGUUCCGACGCCGGCGACGGAUUGGAGACAGAACAUACGGGACUUGAUGAUGAAGCAGGACCGAGGGGAAAAGGUUACCGCGAGUGAUUCCAAACGCAUCGCACGUUUUCUAUACAUAGGCGACGACUUAUACAGACGCGGCCAUAACACACCCUUGUUGAAGUGCAUAUCAGCGGAAGAAGCUGACUACGUCUGGCGUGAGCUCCACACCGGGAUCUACGGUUUUCAUUCGGGUAAACGAACGCUCAGAGCACGCGCCCACGGUCAUGAUGUCCACGUCCCUCCUGAAGAAUUGCAUGGCAUCAUCUCCCCUUGGUCGUUCGCUCAAUGGGGAAUCGACAUAGUCGGACCAUUGCCCCUCGCCAAAGCUCAGAAUAAAUUCCUCCUAGUGGCAGUCGACUACUUCACCAAAUGGAUAGAGGCUGAACCACUGUCCAUAAUCAGCGCCCAACGAGUACAGAAGUUCAUUUGGCACUUGAUAUGCCGAUUUGGUCUGCCACAAAAGAUCAUCACCGACAACGGCAGACAGUUCAUUGAGAGAAAAUUGGAGGAAUUCCUCAGCAUCCUGGGCAUUAAACACGUGACCAGCUCAGUGGAGCAUCCACAAACUAAUGGACAAGCCGAGGCCGCGAACAAAGCCUUGCUCACUGAAUUGAAAAAGCGACAUGGCGAGGCUAAAAGUUUGUGGGUAGAAGAACUACCCGAAGUCUUAUGGGCGUACAGAUGCACCCCGCACGGAUCCACCGGGGACACUCCGUUCAAUUUGACGUACGACACUGACGCCAUGCUCCCAGUCGAGGUAGGAGAGCUAUCCCUAAGACGCGGCAUCACCAACAUGACCCUUAAUGAUGAACAGUUGCAGAUGAAUCUCGACACCCUGCUAGAGCGUCGAGAAGUCGCCACCGUCCGUGCUGAGGCCCAAAAAAGAAUGCUCUCCCGCCGCUAUAACACCAAGGUCAAGCCCCGAGCGUUCAAAAAUGGCGAUCUUGUGUGGCGGAAAAGGGGAGAAGCCAGAAAGAAUAGAGCACACGGAAAAUUAGCGGCCAAUUGGGAGGGACCAUUUCGCGUCGUUGAGGACCUAAUGAAUGGGGCAUACCGCCUCCAACUCCUCAAUGGACAACUCGUCCCCAACACGUGGAAUGCUACUCACCUCAAAUACUAUUUUAGUUGA
This is a messenger RNA of Vigna angularis (adzuki bean), 2166 nucleotides long. RefSeq lists its product as uncharacterized. The transcript is spliced from 3 exons. Gene Ontology annotation, molecular function: RNA-DNA hybrid ribonuclease activity; nucleic acid binding. The record is from RefSeq and is a predicted model, not a curated record. The coding region runs from base 1 to 2166 and encodes 721 amino acids. NCBI's taxonomy places the organism in Eukaryota, Viridiplantae, Streptophyta, Magnoliopsida, Fabales, Fabaceae. Gene Ontology annotation, biological process: DNA integration.